AUGGAGCCGUGUACUUCAGACAGCAGCUGUGACAGUGACAAUCUGCCUUCAGAGAAGACAUUGGAUUAUGCACACCUCAUGCUCGAUUCAAGCACUUUGUCUUGCAACUUGGAACAAGUGAAAAGCGCCAACAAAAAGGCGAUCAAAGACAUUGAGAUUCUUUUGUUGCAAAACAAUCGACUGCGCUCUCUACCUCCCAACAUUGAUAUUUUGAGUAGUCUCAGAGUUUUGGAUGUUAGUUCGAACGGGCUGACGCACAUUCCUGAAGAGAUCGCUGUAUGUCCCUUGGUGACCUUUGCAGCAAAGAAUAACGCGUUAGAGGAUGAAUCUCUUCCGAAAUCCCUGUCUACUAUGAAGACCCUGAAGGAAAUCAACCUGAGUGGCAAUCGACUAACUGCAUUCCCACCGCAAAUCCUGGAACUCUCCAACGUCAAGUAUUUGUAUCUGGGAGGAAACCAAAUAACAUGCGUCCCCAGAGAUAUCUGGAAACUAAUAAGCUUGCAGGUUCUGUAUAUUGGAGGCAACCAGCUGACUGAGGUUCCAGUGACUGUUGGAAAACUGGGAAACCUACAAGCUCUUGUGCUAAGUGACAACCAACUGGAAAGCCUGCCUGCUUCAAUCGCCAAUCUCAAGCACCUGCGAUCACUUCUUUUGCAUAAAAACCGCCUGCGAACGCUCCCGCCUGAAAUAGUUGGAUUGAAGUGUUUAGCUGAGCUCAGCCUGCGCGACAACCCCUUGGUGGUGAGAUUUGUCAAUACUAUGUCAUUGAACCCACCCAGCCUUUUGGAGCAUGCAGGAAGAGUAAUUAAACUACACAACAUCUCCUACAAUCCAGAAGACCUGCCACACCAUCUGGUGGAGUACCUUGGCAGUGCACAUCACUGUGUCAACCCAAAAUGUCAAGGUGUUUACUUCGACAAUAGAGUGGAACAUAUCAAGUUUGUGGAUUUCUGUGGAAAAUAUCGCAUUCCAUUGCUUCAAUACUUGUGCUCCUCCAAAUGUAUACAAGGAACGCAAGAAGAUGGCCAAGCAUGUUGCUCUGCUAACCCUUCAAUGAUUCAAAAAGUUCUUCUCGGUUGAAGGAAGUUGUGAAUUAUUUUGUUAUAUUCUUGGUUUUGAAAAAGUCCAUAUUUGGGGUCUUCAAAGAAAUGGCAUAGAAUAAGCAAGGACAAUUUAAUCCAUUAAAAGCUUGACACAGCAAAGAUGGG
This is a messenger RNA of Gryllus bimaculatus (two-spotted cricket), 1208 nucleotides long. Lineage: Eukaryota; Metazoa; Arthropoda; Insecta; Orthoptera; Gryllidae. The record is from the annotation of a GenBank genome assembly.